Molecule: messenger RNA, 1264 nt
Organism: Hibiscus syriacus
Lineage: Eukaryota; Viridiplantae; Streptophyta; Magnoliopsida; Malvales; Malvaceae
Product: tubby-like F-box protein 2
Exons: 4
Coding region: 1-1227 (408 amino acids)
Molecular function (GO): protein binding
Source: RefSeq, a predicted model, not a curated record
AUGUCUCUUAAGAGUAUGAUGCGAGAGUUUAAGGAAAUGAAAGAUGGUAUUGGGAACAUAUCAAAGAGAGGUGGGGAGAGCAAGCUUUGGCGUAGCCGAACUCGAUCCCAUGUAGUUUCGGAUCAGCCUCCGGCGGAAUCCGAAUGCGUCAAGCAAUGCCCUUGGGCGAAUCUGCCGCCCGAGUUGCUCUUAGAUAUCAUCCAUAGGGUGGAAGAGAGGGAAACAGCUUGGUCUGCUCGAGCUGCUGUUGUUUAUUGUUCUGCAGUUUGUAGGUCUUGGAGGGAAAUUACAAAGGAGAUUGUGAAGACUCCUGAGCAAUGCGGAAGGCUAACAUUUCCGAUCUCAUUGAAGCAGCCUGGUCCUCGUGAGUCUCCGAUACAAUGCUAUAUUAGAAGGGACAGGGCAACUUCUACUUAUCUUUUGUACUUUGGUCUGGUACCGUCCGAAGGAGAGAGUCAUAAAUUGCUUUUGUCAGCGAGAAAAGUCAGAAGGGCAACAUGCACAGACUUCGUUGUAACUUUGGCUGCCGAUGAUUUUGCUAGGGCCAGCUAUUCGUAUGUCGGUAAACUAAGGUCGAACUUUUUGGGUACCAAGUUCACCAUAUAUGACAGUCAACCUCCGUACGACUCAAUGAUCCCAUCGACUACCCAUUGGAGAUUCCACUCUAAGCAGGUGUCCCCGAGAUUACCUGCAUGCAACUAUAGCAUAGGUACCAUUACCUAUGAGCUCAAUGUUCUGCGAACCCGAGGACCGAGGAGAAUGCAUUGCAUUUUGUAUUCAAUUCCUGCAUCUGCUGUUCAGGAAGGAGGCACUGCCCCAACACCUUUGGCAUUGCAGCAAUCCUUCGACGACCAUCUUUCUCCCUUACCUAGUUCAAAACUGAUAGAGACUGGCUCCCCAAGCCUGGCAGUCACACCUUUAUUUUCCCAGGGCUCAGGAGAGCCGUUAACCCUUAAAAACAAGGCUCCUAGAUGGCAUGAACAGUUACAGUGCUGGUGCCACAAUUUCAGGGGUCGUGUGACGGUGGCCUCUGUUAAGAAUUUCCAGCUUGUUGCAGCUGUUGAGCCUGCACCUAAUGUAUCACCUGAAAACCAAGAGAAGGUAAUCUUACAGUUUGGAAAAAUUGGCAAGGACAUCUUCACCAUGGAUUAUCGAUACCCCCUAUCCGCUUUCCAAGCCUUUGCAAUCUGUCUUAGCAGCUUUGACACCAAACCAGCUUGUGAAUGAUUGGAGAUCCGUAUCAUUGGUGUUGCCACGGAUUCGA